CGCACGUCAACCGCACCGUUCCUACUGCGCCUGUUCUGGAGACAGAACCGCGAACUACUUCCCAAUGAGUUCUCCGUAGCCCCUCCCGAAGACACGACAGGCAUCAGCGACUACUCUAACCUCCUUCCGCAUAACAUUCGGCAGCAAAGCGUCUCCAUCUACACUUGGCCUACCUGCUCCCUUGGGGAGCUGACAGGCCUGCUCACCAGCGUCCUCCCGCCCGGCAUCUUGGCCACUCCUGCAGUAGGCACGCGUCUCGUCUACAAGCUCGUCUUUCCCGACACCCGCGCCGAAGUUAGGGAAGGCGGUCGCGGCAAGUGGAUCGACAAACCACUUGGCAGCGUGGUCAUUGGCGGGCGCGAUGCGGAGCUACAUCACGACGACGAGACCAACGGCGAGAUGAAAGACAAUCUUGAAGGUGACUCGGAACGCACGCUAGGGGAUGCGCGCUUUGUCAUCGGCGACUACGUGGUCUGCACUAUCCUGCCGCCAGGCCAGGACGGCCGAGUAGCAUCUGUACCGCCUUCACGAGCGCCGCCGAGGAUGGACCCGUACAGUAUGCGAGGCCCACCACCGCCGCGGGAGAAUGGCUACGGUGGUGGAUAUGGCAGAGGCGGGUCUGGCUAUCGAGGGGGUUACGGUGAUAGAGGAGGGUAUGCUGGGAGAGGAGGUGGGCUUGGCGCUCCGCCGCCGCCUGGAGAUUGGAGGCGAGGAGAGCGACCGCCAAGCAGCUAUGGU
This is a messenger RNA of Baudoinia panamericana UAMH 10762, 738 nucleotides long. RefSeq lists its product as uncharacterized. Gene Ontology annotation, molecular function: transcription factor binding; transcription corepressor activity. The record is from RefSeq and is a predicted model, not a curated record. The transcript has a single exon. The annotation marks the transcript as partial. Gene Ontology annotation, cellular component: nucleus. Lineage: Eukaryota; Fungi; Ascomycota; Dothideomycetes; Mycosphaerellales; Teratosphaeriaceae. Gene Ontology annotation, biological process: negative regulation of DNA-templated transcription.